Molecule: messenger RNA, 510 nt
Organism: Cyphomyrmex costatus
Lineage: Eukaryota; Metazoa; Arthropoda; Insecta; Hymenoptera; Formicidae
Gene: HLH54F
Product: basic helix-loop-helix domain-containing transcription factor HLH54F
Exons: 2
Coding region: 1-510 (169 amino acids)
Biological process (GO): developmental process; regulation of transcription by RNA polymerase II
Molecular function (GO): protein dimerization activity; DNA-binding transcription factor activity, RNA polymerase II-specific; RNA polymerase II transcription regulatory region sequence-specific DNA binding
Source: RefSeq, a predicted model, not a curated record
AUGCCUCGAAAACGGCGCGCUUCGACAUCGUCGUUGGAUGAAUAUCCUUCUGAGGAAAAAUAUAUGAAGGACGACAUGGACAGUCGCGCUCCCCGAAACGCUGCCAAUGCUCGUGAACGAGCAAGGAUGAGAAUAUUAAGCAAAGCGUUUUGCAGACUGAAAACAACUUUGCCAUGGAUACCAGCUGACAGCAAAUUAAGCAAAUUAGACACGUUACGAUUGGCCGCAACAUACAUCGCUCAUCUACGAGCAGUACUUCGAGAUGAUGGUGAAACUCAUACUGAAACCACUAAAUCCUUGUCGUUGGCUCUGUCAUGGCCAUUCGCUAUUCAAAGCAACAACACAGCCACGGUUAUGAACAACAGUUGCAACGUAUCUUCCUCGACGUCUUCGAGCUGUAAUCAGUAUCGAGGACAGCAAGUAACUCAUGAUAUCCAAAACUUCCAUCAUUCAGGUCAUCAGGGCGUGUCUACACGCCAUAAUCAGGAGCAACAGUUCUCUUAUUACUAA